This is a messenger RNA of Ectocarpus sp. CCAP 1310/34, 2554 nucleotides long. NCBI's taxonomy places the organism in Eukaryota, Phaeophyceae, Ectocarpales, Ectocarpaceae. The record is from the annotation of a GenBank genome assembly.
CCGUCCACGGGCGUAGUGUCUGCUGUACAAGAGCAGCUCUUGGAUACCUCCCUCAGCCGUAACAGAACUGCAGGAUCUGUACUGCCGGUGCCGACUCACCCCUAGAUGCGCGUCGCACACGCGUACCGUGCGACAGCAGCAGUUGUUGCGAUGGCCAUUCAAACACGAACAACAGCUGCACGUCGCUCGCCGCGCUUGGCAGCAGAGGUCAGGCGUCGACACGGCAGCAGCGGAGCUUUCAAUGCAGGGCCCUGUCCACCCCGCGAGCCAUUGGGCGUCAGUAACCGACGCGCCAUUGCCACCUCGGCGCGAUCGAAAUCAUCCUCACCUCUCGCUGCUGGAGCGGAGAGCUCCGGCGCUGACGUCCGCCCGAAACGGCGAAUAAGGCGGGUUUCCAAGCCGAAAGGCGUCACGGCCUCGGUCCAGAAAAAGACGAAGUCUACGCUGGGAAGGACGAGAGAGAAUAGGAAGCUCGCUGAGGGGUUCGACGCCGUGAUUGGGUUGGACGAAGCAGGGAGAGGACCGUUUGCAGGGCCGGUUGUCGCAGCCGCGUGUAUGAUUCCCCCGGACGUGAACAUCCUCGGCAUACAGGACAGCAAGAAGAUCACGCAGCACAGCGACCGGGAGACCCUGUUCAAGGAGUUGACGGAGACCCCGGGCGUCAUCUGGGCCACGUCUGAGGUUGGAAGCAGCCGAAUUGAUGAGAUCAACAUCCUCGAGGCCACGAAAGAGGCCAUGACGAACUGCGUGCUUGAAGUGUGCUCCAAAUCUGUGGAACCCAGCGCCAACAAGGGCAUGAAGACAAACUGGAAGAAGAAUGCCUCCGACAAGAAACCGUUUGUGCUGGUGGACGGGAACUUCACGCCCCCCGGGCUGGGGGAUGCGAAGGUUGAAGCCGAGUGCGUCGUCGGCGGGGACGGGCUGGAGUACUGCAUCGCCGCCGCGAGCAUCAUCGCAAAAGUCACGCGAGAUCGGCUCAUGAUCGAGUUCGGGGAGCGCUGGCCAGUAUUCGGGUUCGAGAGGCACAAGGGUUACGGCACGGCCGCCCAUCGCGACGCCAUUCGCGAGCACGGUAUGGUAGAGAUCCACCGCAGGAGCUUUCUAAAGAACAUGGAGUCAUCGGGGGGGAAAUUGGCGGAGUACAAAGAGUAACUGGAGCGAGCCGGGGGUUAGUUAAGAAUAGGUUAGGCAGGUAAAACCACGAGUGCAGAACCGGUCAACAAAGUGUGAGACGCAGUUCUAAGCCAAAAGGAUAAUGAAGAGUAGCGGCGCUACCGGUACGUUACUAGGUACGGCCCAAAGACUGCGCAAUGUAAGCAAAGCAUGACUUUCCAGAUACCUGUGACAUAUCGUCAUCGCUGGAACAGCGUGAGAGUGGUAGGGAAUGGAUGCACUAUGCCGACAGGGUUGCUGAAAGGGGUUGAGACUAUGUCACAGAAUAGCUUGAUAAUGAUCGGGAAUCGAUUCACUCCGACAGGGUCUCCAGAGUGAGGCUGUGACGCGGCAAGCGCACACUUGGUGUGGAUGUAUUUUUGAGGAAAGAGUAUCUGCUUUGAGAAAAUAGUCACGGUGGAGGAUUUUUUUUUUUCGCGAAGACGUAAGCCUUUGCUUUCCACUCAUCGUUCCAUGUUCAAAAGGUGUUUUUGGUCUGUUCACGGCGACCGUGGGCCGGUUGAAGAAUGGUUUGUGGGCUAUAUGUAUGUUUAGCUGCGACGAGAAACCCGACUAGUCUAGCCCAGAAGUUGUAGGAAUACUGUUUUUUUGCAGGUAUUUGUACACCACAACUUCUGUCAAAUGUGCUUUUCAGAACGGCAGUUUUUUUUAAGGCGUCGGCAAAACAAAGCGGUUUGUACUGAAAAAUCCGAGUUGCCAUGACGUUUAUAUUGGGGGUACGCGGGAAAAGUAUGUGCGUAGUACGCCUCCACCUAUGCGUGAGAAGGAGUUCUUCCACGGUAAGUUUUGUCCACACACAAGUCCUCGCGUGCCUAAGAAGCUAUAUAGCGCAGAAAACGAGCACGGUGGACACAUGAAAAGUCGUCUGGUGGUUUACCAGACUCAGGAGUUGACAAUGUGUUGAUUAUGUUCUCACCCCUCAACCUCGUAGUACUAAGAACGUGGGGAAAAGGAGAGGACCGACUUCACUUGCAAUAGUGAGGCGAAAGGAGGGUACCUUGUUUGGGGUUUGGGCAUCUGAGACCCACUGCGUUCUGUGAGGUUGGUUCCCAUCACCGGAGGAAGAGAACGCUCGGUUGCUUUUUGGAAACAGGCAGAGGUCAGGUAUUUAUGGGCAGAUGUGCAGAGGUAAGAUAGAGGGGGCACAGAAGGUGUCUGCGGGAAUCAUGCUUUGCCAGGUUGGUACUCAGUCCUUCCUCGGAGUCUAGAAACAUAACACUGAAACCAACCGAACAACGGUAGUGAAAGGCCCAAGAUUCGGCAGACACUUCACCAAGAACGCACAGGUCAAGUACUACGUAGACAGUGCCAUCAACGUCAUUGUUCCAAGUGGUACCCAGGUUUGGGAAGAUUUUCACGGCGUGAACGCUGCAGCCAUGGG